CGCCCUCCGCAGUCUACAUUUGCCUCGGUAGUCGCGAAGGCUCUGCUUUUGGUUUGUGUCCGUUUGCGAGAGAGCAUUGGUAGUCGGGUGCGGAGAUUGGCGUCUGGGCGAAGGGAAGCGUUAAUGCUGUCCAAUCUGUUCAACCGUCGUUUCUCUAGCGACAUAUGUGGAGCUCUGACAUUGUUUCUUAGUUGCCAUUGUUUCUAUGUGUUGUUGCGCGCUUUAGUGAUCCUCCGGUUGCCGUAAUCAAUUGGUCGUGCGGGGAGGUAAUCUCAUAGAUUAUCUCUUGACACUACUCUUUAUGCGGACGGACGUGGUGGUCUUGCGAACUGUGUCCUGAACCUCUUGAAUUUCUCCCUCAGAAUUGUAUUGUUUAGGUGCACGUGUCUUGGUCUGCGCUCCUGUACCCUGGUUGAUGGUAUCUGCGAGUGUGGGAGUAUCCGUGAUGAAGUCGUCGGUGCUAUCUGAAAUGUAGCGUUGUCCGCUGUCGCGUUGAAUUUUUAUGUUAACAGUUACGGCGGUCAUUUAGCGAUGAAGUAAUGCUUAGAGGACGCUUUCAACCUUUUGUCUUCGUUGCUGCAAUCGUCAUUAUUGGGCAUUUAAUGUAUUUCGAAUUCGCUACAGCAGCCAUUGAGCAAUUUUCUCAGAUGAGCGUGUUGUGUGCUUCUAGAUAAGAUGUUGAUAAAUCUCACCGAAGAAGAGAAGGCGAUAGACCCGAAACUUGGGUAUCCUUCUGGUUACGCGAAACUGUGUCACCAUGCUGUGACUCAGCCCCAAGGAGUUCUAUCUCCUUUUGCUGUAGGCCCUCCUCAGCAAUUUGUGCCGUAUGCUGCAUCGGCUGAAGAUCUUCAAUUACUGAAGGAUUGGGAUGUCAUCUUCCCCAUUGUACCGGAGAUUGACAAGGAGGCACCCGAUGCCCACGUGUAUGCCGAAGAACUGUGGGAGCAGCUCGAUCACCUCGGGAAUGCUGGGUUCGAUCCGGCUAAGUUCAGAGUGGAUGCAUAUGGAAAUGUUUUGUAUUGGGGUGCCGAUCCCUCGUCUCCACUGUCCUGGGAGGUGGAUCAUUGGUUUCCACACUCACGGGGUGGACGCACUGUGCCAAGCAAUUUGCAGAUAGUGCAGUGGCAAGCACGGCAACGCAAAAAGAACCGGCUGGAGUUUCUGGUACCAUGGUGGGAUCUCCAGCAUGGAGUGUCCAUUACCCAAUUUUUGUCCACUUUUGCUUCCAAAAACGCCGAAUUUAGGAGGAGGUCUUUUGGUUUUUUUUUUGCCGGUGGAGAGGAUGAGAAUGUUGUUCGACAUCAUGUGGGCGACUGCCGACCGUGGCCGCCUCAAUUUCGUGGGAAGAAAGCAACAUGCGGAUUGGCUGGAGCCGCAAUUGUGUCGAUGAAGAAGCAUACACAGGAAACCUCAAGGAUCUCUUAUUCCCAGAGGUCUGCAAUCUUGUCAAGCAUCGAGACGUCACUGAAUGAACCUUCGAGUCAACUGCGACGAGGCCUUGAGGAAGACGACGGGUUAAGAAGGGGGCAGCCGAAGCAUGGACCUGGAAGCUGGAUGGAGGGCAAGGAUCAUGAAUCAAUACUAGUCAACCGGUCCGCUUCUCAUAUGAAAGAACAGCACCGUGUAAUGAAGGAACUGGGUAAGGAGAACAACCCGAGUGAGUCUGCUGCUGUUGGUCGAAAUGAUUACGACAGACAGUCAGUUGUCUCCAACACAAUGCAAAAGGAACUGCGUCUAAAAAUUAUUAGAGAAGAAGCCAAGAAAGAAAAGCUACAAGAGAUUGCCCAGCUCGAGGAGACAGUUCGAACGUUGAAAGAGCAGAACGAGAAGGAAAGGGUGUCCAUUCUAGAGCUGGAGGGUAACUUAUCGAAACACAAACAGAAAGUUGAAAAGCAGAGGCGAUGGGCUGAGACCCAGUCUUCGUAUCGUCUGUGUCUGGAGCGCAUGAUUCGAGAUACUAUGCAUCAGAGUAUUUCUUACAAAGAACAAGCUCGUCUUAAUCAAGCUGCAUGCAAUGCCCUCAUGGCACGCCUUGAUUGCCAGAAAAUGACUUGCGAUGUUGCUGAAAAAGAUCUCCUUCAGCGAUACUCUCAAAGGGAGGCCUUGGCUGCUUUGGUCAAGUCGGAUUCUGGAGGGACCACUCAGAAUAAACCAUUAAGGGGUCAAGAUAUUGUGGAUGUUAGCAGUUGUCUGUCGCUAGUCACGACGAAUGAUGGCCAGGUAGUGACACCCGCCAAAGGGUUUCCUCUUGCGAAUGCGUCUCAGCAUACCAGCGACGACGAGGACGGGGAUGAAGACCCUGAGAGUGCACAGACGUCGUGUCGGCCCUCUAUGGAGAAUCCUAUUUCGAUGACGACUGCCCAGCAGCCGGAAAACCCAUCCACGAACAACGGAAAAGAGACGUCUCGGAGCAAGAGGAAAGCUGCCUCAAUUGGUGUGGCACACAGCCACCCCCCUAGACAAACGGCUCUUCGUCGACAUUUUGGGAAAGAGCUUGAGGUCAACUGCGAGCUGCAACGCCAAGCUGAGGGUGCCAAAGAUGUAGAUGAGCCAACUCAUCUUCCUGCAGACGAUAGUUUUAACAGAAUCGAGAAGCUAGCUGAGCAAGUGCUUGAUGUUCCAACUAUGAUGCAAGAAACUCAUCGUCAAUCAAACGUUGGGGAUAACGACAAGGAACUUAACGCCAGGUCGUUAAGUUUUCACAGCGAUUCCAUGUCUGAGGCUGCCACAUCUUUCAUCACGCUCUCAGUCAGCAAACCUUUCGAUAAUUCUCUACAGAGCAAUGAGGUGGAAUCACCUCCACAACAUGAAGAUGACUUCAAAGGCACUGACGAAUUGUUGCAAGAGGUCAUAACUACACAUGAGGACAAGAUAAAGAGUGCUGAGUCUGCAGCUCAGCUCACAGACUUAGAUGACGAAAAAAUGAGGGAAAUUGGCAAGUCCAAUAUCGAUAAGUGGUUAAAUGUGUUGCUUAACCAAGAAUGCCCCCGGUUAAGCCUAGAUGGCGCAGAACACUCGGCGGGUAGACUGGACACUCACCAUUCCCCCCUUUCACCGGCCAUGUCGACCUUAAGCAUGGACGCAUUACGAGGGAGUGAAGAGCUUGGCGAAGGCAGGACUGAUGGUGUUCUCAAGGUUGACGUGGGAGGAUUGAAAGAGCAAACUGAUGUGGUACGGAAAUCUACUGCUAAGCAAACUGACUACGAGGUUGGUUUGGCAAUGUCUCCACGAGCAGACAAUAGGCACAACCUAAGAAAUGCCUUGAAAUCCUUCGAAGAUUUCAAGAUGAAAGAUGGAAUGUUGGAUGAGCACCUGCACUCAGGAUCUGAAAGUGGCGCAAGCUCAAGCAAUUCUAAUCCCCAAUCCGCUCGACAAUUUCUUGAGAGUGAUAUGGAGUUGAAAGGCCAAGUAGAUCGGUUUAACGAUGCUGCUUCCAUAACGGUGAAGUCUUCGUACAGCAGAUCUGUGAAAGAAGAAUCCAAUUCUACGCAAUCAUCUGUGUUUCACAAGAAGUCAGCGUCAGAGGACAUUGAAAUCGGGGAUUGGGAGAAAUAUGUGAGCGGAGGACUCGACGGGCUUUCUCAUUCUGCAGACCUAAAAGAUUGCCUACAUCCGAAGCAUAGUUUGCGAGCCACUUUGAAAGCAUGCACUCUGAAGUGGAAAAAGGCUGCAAAAAAGCUGGAUAAGCCCUUACAAGAGGGCUGUAUCCCCCUUCAAGAGUAAGGGAAACAAUCGGCCACUUCUAAGAAGUACCUUAGCUGAUCUCAGCACGUCGCCUUAAAUCCCUCGACUACAUUCGAAACUCUCAAUCUCGAAGUGCAGUUAUGCCAUCAUGAGCUUGAUGACUGCCGUACACACGACUUGCAGCUCCCACUCUCCUGGCAUGGUGAGAAGAUCUAAUUCAUGCCGCUCUUCAGGGUCAACAUGAUCAUGGUACUUAAAUAUUCCUGGCCCAUCUUACCUCAGCUGAACAUUCCUUUUGGAGUGCAACUCAACAUUACUUGAAUCUGUCCUCAAUCCGCACGGUGUAUUGUAGGAGAGACGGUCAGGUUCUACCCUCACAUGAACCAGAUCCCCUCUUCGCAUGCAUUCCAACUCCUGGCACGUAUUUAUAUUUCCCGACGAAAACCCUGUGUGCACACUUUUCCCAGCAACCAACAUGCUCUGGAGGUAGUCAGAGAUUGUGAAACUUAUUACAUCCUGUUCUGUAAGUAAGGAAAUCUAACCCCAACAAUGUCAAUUGCUAUUGACAGUGUACAAGUAGAAAGCUGCCUUGUCCAGGUGGUGUGUAAUUUUUCCCACAUUGAAACAGGGGUUACUGUCUUCUCAUCACUGCUCAGUACAUCACAUUUUAGUGUUCAGACGUUUUUUAAUAAAUCAUGUGUAUUACACGUUAACUGCCGCAUACAAAAAAAUGUUGAUAGUGAGUCGAAGAAUAGCUUUCAGUGGAUAUUCAUGCAUUAUGUUUCUAUGUUGUAGCGAUAUAAAUUCAUUGCACUUCCGGCUCCCA
Messenger RNA from Physcomitrium patens, 4510 nucleotides. RefSeq lists its product as uncharacterized. The record is from RefSeq and is a predicted model, not a curated record. Lineage: Eukaryota; Viridiplantae; Streptophyta; Bryopsida; Funariales; Funariaceae.